GUGGAUAAGACAGAAAGGCAAGGAGAGAGAUUGCAGUGGAUUACAAAGAGGAAAUAUUGUUGGACAAGGUGUUGAAUGUGGAUGAUUGUAUGUCGUCACCUCGAUUCUCCACCCCAGAAUUAUGUGCCUGCCACUUCUCUCUCUAAAAAAACUCUCUCUCUCCAAAAUCCUCUGUGUCUAACUUUCUCUCUCUAAAUCCUCCAUCUCCUUCUACUUUCUCUCUCUAAACCCUCUGUCUCUCUCUUCUUCUCUGUGCCCGAGUCUGAGCCGCAAGCUGAACGCAACGCCAGCUGCAUCAGAAUCUGCUUUUGGUAGCAGGGAGGCAACCUGCGUCACUUCACCCUUUUACGCUCUUUUUCCCCUCUCCCUCACCAAACCAAACCAAACCAAAACCGAACCGAACAACAAAAACAAAUGCAGAUGGUAAUCAAACCCCAUUUUCUCUCUCUAAUCCCACUCCUCUCUCUGCAAUCUCACGUGCAACUCUGUAGCUUUUUUAACUGCCUCUACACACUACAACACUGCACUGCCCCUCUGUUUACCUCUUCAUCCUUAAAUAAACGACCGAGGCUUCUCCUUUCUCUCCGCAUCGAGAAAGAGCGGAGCCGCUCUGCAUAUGGGGAGUGAACCCAAGAGCACAAAACCAAUACAUGCUCUCCUUUCUUUUAUUUCAUGGUCUCGUGAGUCUCAUCACCGUCCAACGAAUAGAUAAACUCUCUCUCUCUCUCUCUUUCUCUUCUUUUUGUGAUUGUAUGUCUUGGGAGUUUACAGUCAGUAUCCACAAAAGCAAAAAGCUCUCUCUCGCUCUCUGACAGAGGAGAUCUUGUAAUUUGCUUUUGGACAAGGCUCUUUCUCUCUCUAGAAGAGCCAUGGCACUUGAAGCAGUGGCUUUUCCUCAUAACUUCUUCAAUUAUGGGUGCAAAGAGCUGUACUCUUUAGUGGAGGCCUUGGAGAAGGAGGAGAUUGACACAAUAACAACCGAAGAGGACCAAGUUCAGUGGGACGCUUCGUCUUCUUCGGAGCCGAAAGCCGCAGCCGUGGCAAGAAGGAAGAGGAGAAGAAGCAGGAGCUGCAAGAAUAAGGAAGAAGUAGAGAACCAGCGAAUGACUCACAUCGCCAUUGAGAGGAACAGGAGGAAACAGAUGAACGAGUACCUUUCCGUCUUGCGGUCUUUAAUGCCUGAAUCUUACAUCCAGAAGGGUGAUCAGGCCUCCAUAGUUGGAGGAGCCAUUGAUUUUGUGAAGGAAUUAGAACAGCUGGUUCAAACGCUUGAGGCCCAAAAGAGAAUCAAAGAGAGGAGAGAGUGCCCCCGGCCUUUCGGCGAUUUAUUCGCUCUUCCGAGACAUCCUCAGCCUUCAUUAGAAUGUGCUUUUGGAGAUGUUGAGGUGACCAUGGCGGAUAGCCACGCCACCCUCAAGGUCCUGUCGCGCAGGCGACCGCGGCAGCUGCUCAAACUGGUCGCUGCAUUUCACAACCUUCGCCUCACAAUCCUCCACCUCAAUAUCACCACUGUCGAUCAAAUGGUCCUCUACUCUUUCAGUGUUAAGGUUGAAGAAGAGUGCCGGAUAACUUCGGUUGACGAAAUAGCUUCUGCGGUGUAUGAGAUUCUGGGAAAGAUUCACGAGGAGGCCAGUCUUAGCUGAGAGAAAGAGAGAGAGAGAGUCUUUUUUUAGGUGAAUUUUAGAGAGAGAAAGAGUCUUUUUUAGGUGAAAUUUAGAGAGAGAAAGAGUCUUUUUAGGUGAAAUGGAGUGAGAGAGAGUUUAUUUUCUUAGGUGAAAUGUAUAACUUGAGAAUGGAGGAUUUUGCAGGGCGAAAACAUGUGGCAAAUAAGGCAAAAUGGAGCUGUUUUAGAGCUCUGCCAUGGGUGACGACCUUUAAAAUUUGGAGUAAUGGUUGUCUUGCUCUGUUUUACGAUUAUUUUGGAAAUGUCAUAGACCACAAUCAUGGAAUUUGGGC
Molecule: messenger RNA, 1956 nt
Organism: Amborella trichopoda
Lineage: Eukaryota; Viridiplantae; Streptophyta; Magnoliopsida; Amborellales; Amborellaceae
Product: transcription factor bHLH96
Biological process (GO): positive regulation of DNA-templated transcription; guard cell differentiation; stomatal complex development
Cellular component (GO): nucleus
Molecular function (GO): protein dimerization activity; DNA-binding transcription factor activity
Source: RefSeq, a predicted model, not a curated record